Messenger RNA from Coccinella septempunctata (seven-spotted ladybird), 1765 nucleotides. RefSeq lists its product as uncharacterized. The coding region runs from base 1 to 1587 and encodes 528 amino acids. Gene Ontology annotation, biological process: proteolysis. NCBI's taxonomy places the organism in Eukaryota, Metazoa, Arthropoda, Insecta, Coleoptera, Coccinellidae. Gene Ontology annotation, molecular function: aspartic-type endopeptidase activity. The transcript has 3 exons. The record is from RefSeq and is a predicted model, not a curated record.
AUGUCUCAAAAGUCGGGAAGAUCUUCUCCAUCUCCAAAAGAGGAUGACACUCAACUGCAGGUCCCUCCUACUCGAUCGUCCAGAUCUUCCACAUCUUCGCAGCCUGAUGUUGGACCUCAAACUCGCUCGGCUGGUCUUCCCACCCACCUCAAAUUAAAAGUCGCUACUCAAAUGAGUAGACUGCAACUCAUGAAGGACAUCUUCUCCAAGCUGUCCAACGUCUCAACAUGGACUGUGCAGGACCUGUCACACACUCAAGAGCAACUCAUCGUCAAUCCUCUCCAAAGUUUGAAAGCUCUAGGUGAAGAUCUAGAGCAGAACAACAGUCUUUUGGUGUUCCAUAACAUCAACCGUAUGGAUCACGCCUCUCGAACACAUUGGGAAACUUUCAUCUCCUCUAAUAACGAAUUUCCCUCCUUCGCUCAGUUGAUGGAGUUCCUUCAAUCUCGCUCUAGAGCUCUAGAAUGGACUGAGUCCAACCAGAGACAGUCAUCUCAAGAAUCCUCUCGCUCUCGCACAACAGUGCACACAAUUUCUCAAAAGGUUACAGCUCAAAGUAAACCUUCUCCGUCACUCAACUCAAGCAAAUCGGCCUCCUCGAACACUCCAAUCUCAAAAGUCUCUUCUAUGCCCAGCUCCACCUGUGAUGAUUGUGGACACGACCACUUUAUUGCAGAUUGCCCUCGCUUCUCCAAACGCUCACCUCAAGAAAAAGCUGAUGUAGUAUUACAUCGCAUUCUCUGCUCUAACUGCCUCGGUAGACAUCAUCGCCACCCUUGCAGAACGACAAAGAUCUGCAAAAUCUGUGGAAGUCGUCAUCACACUCUUCUACAUGAUGCUCCUCUCAGCAGUAAACCACACUGCAAAGUUCCACCGGUACCCCCUCGAGUGCUUCCUCAAUCAGCUCUCACAUCUCAAAAAUCUGCUCAAAGGGAGCUACCUCAACCACGACUCAACACUCUCCUCGCCACUGCCAUCGCCCAUCUCAUCACCUCAACAGGAUCACACACGGUUCGACUACUCAUCGACAGUGGAUCCGAGCUGACCUUCAUCUCUCAAGAUCUAGCCAGAAAACUCAACAUCUCUAGAAGGAAGUCGCAUGUUGUAAUAGUGGGAAUUCAUGGAAAGACUUCUAAGACACAAGGAUCUCUUGCCCUCACUCUCAAGUCGACGUAUGACCAUCAAACCAUAAAUAUUGAUGCUCAUAUUCUUUCAUCAUCAUUCUCUAAUUUGCCUUCCUUCUAUACAUGUUUUCAGCAAUCUCUACAUCUCCAGCAUCUCAAGUUAGCUGAUCCAGAAUACCACAUCUCAAGAGCCAUCGACAUCAUUUUGGGUGCUGAUGUAUAUGGCUCAGUUGUUCUUCCUCAGAUGAAAAAAGGCCCUCCAUCAUCUCCAAUCGCACAACUCUCAAUCUUCGGCUGGCUAAUCCUAGGCCCUGUGUGUCAAGAACAGGAACGCCUUCCAAUUCAAUCUCCAAUGUUUCACACCAUCUCACAACAGUCACAUACUGAACUAGAUCAGCUCCAUUUUUGGCAAUCAGAGUUCUUCUCCAACUUCUCAAAGAUGAGGGUCACAACUUUCCACUAGCCAUUCCUCCAUUAACGAAAGGUCGUUAUGUCGAUGAUAUUUGUGGUGGAGCAGAUACUGAACAUCAACUUCUCGAAAUUGCCAAACAACUCCAGAACCUUUGCAUGGCGGCCGGCCUUCCGCUAGCAAAAUGGCAGUCAAACGUCUCAAGUCUCUCUCACGUCGUUCAAGAGGGAGA